AAAUUUUUUUGCUGAGGAGUUCGAAGAUAUUGCUAAGUUAUAUUUAAUUAAUGUAAUUUCUAAAUAAUAAACGAUAAGAUAUUAUAUAAUAUUUACUAUACGAUGAUGAGGACUUGAAGAAAAGCCUUUUACUACAGCAACAGUGUUCACAAUUCUUGAAGAAGGUCAAGCUAUUCACCAAAACGCUGCGAAACUUGAAGCUGAGCAAAAUAAAAGAUAAUGCUAAGAGAAAACAAAGUAAUAACUGACCGGAUGUCGGUGUGUGAUGGUGUAUGUUGUGGAGACCAGUGGAUGAGAUCCUGUAUUGGAAAAAUUUACUUCACAGUAUUUUGCCAGCGAUGCGGCUUCCGACUUCUGAUAUUGCAGUUCGUCCAGCUAGUGGGGCACCUUUUAACGUUUACCGGUGUGGGAUAGCCAUUCCGGUCCAGAUCUAUAUAAGCCUAGUCAACUCUUCGCGCGCUCUUUUUACGUGACACCACUUUUAUUAGUUUUCGGAAGGAACAUAAUAUUGAGUAACUUCGAAAUUCCAAACAGGCACGCAGUGUUGAAAUAAGUCAUGCAUAAUUUUUUAGACAAAACUGGCUUAAUUAUUAGUCACCCCACCUGUUCAGCAGAGCGUAUCUCCCUAAAACCGACAAAUGUAUUCAUCGAGUUUAUUCAUAGGAUACUAUAACGCGUCCACGCAUUUACCAUAUCGCAUACCAUUUCAUAUACUGUAGUACCAGUGACACAUAUUUCGUGCAAUAUUGUUUACAAGUGAACAUGAAGAAAAUUGCGAGUGCCAAAGUGCUGUUCGGAUGUUUCAAUACGAUAUUUUUUGCAUGUGGUUUCAUCAAAGUAGUAUGCGGUUUUCUGCUUCUGUGCGACACUCGAAGGAUUCUUCUAUCUCGAUUGCUCGCAAUGCCGGAAGACGGUUUGGAAGAGCCGCCGUUCUACUACGUUGCGCUUGGUCUUCUUGUCGCUGGUAUCACGGUUUGCGCAGUAGCUGCCAUUGGAGUGUGGGCCACUUACUUACCGGGAUAUGUUAUUUUGACUAUUUACUUCCUAGUAGUGCUGGGGCUGUUGAUGGGCGAAUGCGCUGCUGGCGUGGUUGCCGCGAUCUGGCCGCGUUGCUAUGGCAUCCAGAGCACGCGUGGUGGAGCUGUGGGCGCCCUACAGAGCUACUACGCUGUGCCGGACUUUGAGCACUUUACCGCCGCGUUGGACUUAGCGCAGACUGAGUUGCAGUGCUGCGGUAUGACGAGCGCUCGCAACUACGACAUGUCCCUAUGGCAACUGAGGAGACUGGGGCCGCGCGGUAUGUCUGCGCCGCUCAGUUGCUGCGUACAACCGCACGGCGAGCGCUCUUACCUCAACCCCGCGCCCGUCAACACGUCGCGCUGCCAGGACAUUACGCCCAACGCGCAGUACCGAUAUGUGCCGGGGUGCCAGACUAAACUUGAAGAUUGGUAUCAGCAUCAGUACUUCAUAUUCAUGAUCUCUCUAUUCGUCCUCGCGAUUUUCAAACUGGCUAUUCUGCUGAGCACUGUCUUUUCAUGCAUUCGGCUGAGGAAGAGCAAACAAGAUGUCCAUACUUUCAUGAUAAAAGGUCUCGGCAGUAAGGCGAACGAGAACAUCUACGAACGGAACAUGAGUUUGCACGAUGAGCCCAUAACAGCAAAGUACAUCCAACCAAACAACUUCUACAGCCCCCGUGUACGAAACCCUCGUAUUUUUCACACUAAACCCAACGAGAUGGUAUGAGAAUUAACCGCGGAGAUAAAUGCUUUAGAGAGAAGAUUGGAACGUUUCUCGGACAUUCUACACAAACAUCAGGCGGACUCUAUUAUGUGGUAAAGAUUGUCGCGGUUUGUGUUUAAUGUGGUGCCGCUGCAUAACUCUUAUGUUAAAGGUUGCUGUAUACAUAAGGUAAGGCGAAACGGGACGGAAUGUAAUAUAAUAGAGGAAACGGUCCGCCGUGUUGUGACGGCAGAACAGAAUACAAUCAUCACUCCCAAUUCUGGGAGGCCCUAAGUCCAGCAGUGGACUGUUGUUGGCUAUUGAUGUACAGGAGAAGGAUAAGGCCCACAAGUGAAACCUAGAUAUCGUCUAGAACAACAAGAUAUCAUCCAUUAAAUUUAGCAUACCAAGUCUCGUCCGUAAUUCUAUGAGUUACAUUUGCCCUGCAAUUCGUAGUGACGCGCAUUGUAUUUAAUUUCAUCUCAUUUUCGUAAUACAUAUGUAUCAGUACGCAGUGUAAAAUGGAACUUAUGUUGUUAUAAAGCUCAAAUUUGUCUACAAUUCGUGUGUUGCCGUCUUUCUCCGUCUCUCACUGUAGGAGUGAGUGCCAUUAGGUCAAUUUUGUUUUGACUGUAUAAUGUUUCAAGUAGCGAAAACUUCUCCUAUUAUUCUCUUUGCGAGCGUGCGAAUCUUAUUCUUCGGGCACAGGGAUCUUAUGAGUAUCCGAAAGCGUAACCAAAUCCGAAAUCGAAGAAGAAUCUAAAUGAGCCAAUAUUUCGAAAAUCGUUAUCAUUUAUGUUGCCUAACCUAACCUAACCAUACAGUCAGUCAUUCAUACUUGUUUACUUACAUUUACAAUACCUUAAAAUUCUAAUAUCCGUAACUGAAACUAUCGGAAAGUUCGGUAUAAUUUCAUAUCCGUAUCUAAGACUAUUUUUCAUUUAUCCGUAAUCCGUAUAAUUAUCCAGAUCAGAAAUCGUUAACGGGUAAGCAUUGUAACCAACUUGUUAUUUGAUUUGUCUGUCUUUUCUGCGCCGCGUUUACGUCCUAACCCGGUUAUGUAUGCAGCAACCUUUAUUGCACCGUGCCAAUACAAUUAGCUAGAAAUUAUGCUUGCGACUGAUUUAU
Molecule: messenger RNA, 2847 nt
Organism: Pararge aegeria (speckled wood butterfly)
Lineage: Eukaryota; Metazoa; Arthropoda; Insecta; Lepidoptera; Nymphalidae
Gene: Tsp68C
Product: tetraspanin-17
Exons: 5
Coding region: 763-1743 (326 amino acids)
Cellular component (GO): membrane
Source: RefSeq, a predicted model, not a curated record